AACAGUAUAAUUUCGGAGUGGUACGGGUACCAGUCGUUCUUUCAUGAUUUCUGGAAACUGGCGAAGAGACAUCAAACUUCCCAAAGACUGCCAGCCCACAGCUCAAAUAAAAAGCCUUUUUGCAAUUUUAAAGACGUGGAGUAAUAUAUAACAAUGAAGCUUCUUACAGCAGUCCUACUUCUUAUUUUUGUAGCGCUUGGCGCAGCGCAGAACACCGAGUCUGCAGCCACCACUGCUCCUACUAAGAAACUCACAGAGGGACCCACUUCAAAGGCAAAAACUGGGGCUACAACCAAAGCACCAAAGGUUACAACAGCAACUGCAGCAACUGCAGUACCGACAACAGCAACACCUGCAUCAACUGCAACUGCAACUGCGGCAACUGCAGGGCCAGCAACAACUGCUGGGACUGCCACUGCGCCAACUGCAAGACCAGCAACAAAUGCAAGCACCGCAGCACCCAAAACGACGGCAGCACCCACAAGCCCGACACCGGGCCCCACCACCGUGCCGCCCCCAUUUUUUACCUAUAACGUGACGAGCGCCGAUGGGCAGGUGUGCUUUCUGGCCCAGUUUUAUGCAGGGUUCUCAGGCACGUAUGAGCUCAAGAACACAUCCAUGGUGGACUUUAACUUUGAGAUGCCAGAGAACGCCAAAGUCGAUGCCAAGAAGAGCAGGUGUGGCUGGCCUUCACAGACCGCCAUCAUGUUCCUGACCUGGACCGAAGGUGCAGACAGCUUGGCUUUGGAAUUCAGCAUGGACAACGAAGCCCAAACCUUUCAGCUGAAAUCUGCCAACGCUAGUCUGACGCAUUCCCCUGCACACUUCCCUGAUAGCAAAACCACAGGGGCAGUCAAGUACGGCGGUGUCACCAUGGGAGACUUCUUCAAGGCUGAUUUUGGAUACAGCUUCAAGUGUGCGUCCACCGAGCAGAUUGCUUACAAGGCCAACGACUUUAAGUUUACCUUCUCCCAGCUGAAGGUGCAGCCGUAUGAAGUGGACAAAACAUUCGGCCAAGAGAGCCCUUGCGUAGCAGACGGAGCCCACUGGUCCCUGAAAGAGAAGGGUAACUUUUGCCUGCUGGCAGAUUUCCAACUGACCUUCACCGGGGAAUACACAAAAAACGACUCGAAAAUGGGUACGUUUACCGUCAUGCUCCCCGCAGAUGCCCGUAUCGACCUGGCCAACAGUCAUUGUGAGGAUAGCAACGCCCCUAUGGCCCAGGCUGUCUUGGCACUGACCUUCGAUCAAAACUCCUUCAUGCAGGUGUACCAAGUCGACAACAAGACGAAAACCUUCUCCCUUGUCAACGCCACGGCUAAGCUGAUGCACGAUAAAACCCACUUCCCGGAUAGCAAGGACGCUGGUAAGAUCGUUACUUACGGCGGUGCGCUCACGGAUCAGUUCCAGACUGGUCUAGGGGAUUACUACAAGUGCUCGGCCAUGCAGAAAGUAGAAUUCAAGGAGAACAAGUUUGCUCUGAGCUACACCGACUUGAAGAUCCAACCGUUUGAUGUGCACAUGACCUUCGGAAACUUGAGCCAGUGCGGUCAGGACACGCCAACUGCAAAGCCCCCCACGGUCCCUAUGGGUAACUGGACUAUCACCAGAGACAACAAGACGUGCAUGAUGAUGCAGUUUCAAGCUCAGUUCAUCAUCUCCUACCAAAAGGAAGUCGGGGGUAAAACUGAGAUGAGCAAAGUGGGUUACUACCUUCCCAACACCACCCUAGACACCGCUGAGUCCACCUGCGGCGACACUGUGGCCAUGUUUGUCGGCGCCUUCUCCCCUGAAAACCUGAAGCCCAUCAAAGACUGGGUCAUGACUCUGGAAUUCACCAUGAAGAAAGACAAGAGCUACUCAAUGACAAACUUCAGCCUGGAGUUCAUGAUGGAUGACGCCUACUUCCCGGGCCUCAACAAAUCAAUGGCCAAGAUGGUGACCGUCUUCAACAACACGACGCGCUUUGAUUCCACAGCUGGCAAUUACUACAUGUGUAACGCAAACCAGGACAUCAUGGCCAUGAACGUCAACGCAACCUUCAUGAAGCUCAAGCUGCAGCCCUUCGCUGAGCAGGUCAAGGGCGGAGGCCUCGGAAGUCCCUCUGACUGCGCUGCAGACAAUGACGUCAGUAACAUCGUGCCGAUCGCCGUGGGUUGCGCCCUGGCCGGCCUGGUCAUCAUCGUCCUGAUUGCCUAUCUGAUUGGACGAAGCCGCUCCAACCGAUCUGGGUACCAGUCGGUCUGAGAACAUGCCACACAAGUCCGCUAAAUGAUGCUCUGUAUUGAAAACACAGGUAGAUCUUUGGGCAGGGUACCAGGGAAGGUCACUGGUAAGUGAGGGUUUUCACCAUUGGUUUUGCAGGACCUUCCCGGUACUCUGUCACUAUGAAAGUAAUUGACCUAUCGCGGUAGAAUCGCGUCAACGCGCCUUGUGAAAUAUUGUCCAAUUAUAUACAAAUGGACGCGGAGACAAACAAAACUUACCGUACAAAAAUUCCAUAGGGUUGUUUAAGGGGCAGGCUAACUUGCAAACGUCGAUUGGUCAAUUGGCUGGGUCUGAAUCUUUUUUCCAGAGUUAUGAUCUAGGUUUUGGUCCAUUACAACUACAUGGGAACAAGCUGACAAUAGACAUUAUUCUGAAAGCCGUUUCAGACACUGCUUGCUACCGUCGCCUCAUUGAGAUAUUUUCAGUACAGAGCACAUUUAAGCCCCCAAUCUCUGCUUAGCUCUGUUCAAACUGAGGAUCUAAUGCCAUGAUUAUGCAAAUUUAUGCGGAUUUAAGUAGAGAUUGGCGGGGAUUUAGUGGGGUUUUUUUGGGGGGGGGAUCUUUUUGUUUCAAGAGCUGAAUAACAUAAUUGUUAUAGCUUGACUAACGUAAAGUUAACUACUUUUUAUUUGAAAAAUAUGCGUCACUUUUCUCGAAUAUGAUUAGGGUUAAUUAUGCGUCUUAGUUCAUGGCUACAGAAACUAACCUAUUAACAAGAUUUCUUUGAUUCCAAUUUCAUUUUUUUUUUAUAUGUAAAUCUUGUUUACAAAUAGCACUUUUGUGAAAUGCAUUCGACUGGAUUUUAAUGCUCUCCUUGAACCAACUGUAAAACAUACUUUAUAAUUAGCAUGAAUGUUGGUUCUGUGUAUCAGUUUUUGAUGAUGAAAUCAAAUCAAAUGCUGAACAUGGAAAAAAGAAACAACAUACUUAAAUGUGUUCAGUUUAUAUAUAUAUAUUUACAUUUUGAUGUGAUUUUGUGUUUAUUUACUUACACAGUAAGAAUUUACAAAAAAAAAUUAAAAUAUUUUUGUAAUGUUUUGAGGGAAAUUUCUUUUUGGGAUAAGCAAAGAAACUAGAAUUUCUCGCUCUGAUUCUGUAAAUGUUCUAAUUUUUAUAAAAUAUGUACACAGAUGAUUUUUAUGUUAUCCCUUUUACUUUAGCUCUUAGUAUGUAGUUCUCCUUUCAGUAGAUGUAACAGUCGCCCAUAGACUUAUUUUAGUCAUGAAUAUUAUAAAAGGAAAAAAAAUGCAAGGAAACGACGUUAGCAUAAAGAAAAGCAAGAAUCUAAAAUAAGGAUGUUUCGUAAUGUUUAGACUGAUUUGUGAUUUUGUUUUUUUGAGGGUGAAAUAAAAUAAUUAAUUUAGAUGGAAAACAGUUCUACAGUAUUUUAACUUGCAUGGUGUUACAAAAUUUGAAAGUCCAAGUACAUGUGCUUGGUUUGUUUUUUCUAUUAUUUAGUUAAUUUACUCCUUUUCCUUCACAUGUAAUUCUAGGCAAAAAUGACAUAACGGUUAAAUCCUUACUACAUGAGAAAGUCAAAUGACCCUCCAUAGCUACCACUGGGCGAGUAACUGAAUAACUUGAGUACUCGUGAGAAGUUAUGCUACUCAUUGUUCUACUUGUGGUUUUUCAUCUACUCAAGUACUCAUCCUGGCACAAGUAGAAGCACGAGUAACUGGAUUACUCGAGUACUCGUGAGUAGUUAUGCUACUCAUUGUUCUACUUGUGGGUUUUCAUCUACUCAAGUACUCGUCCUGGCACGAGUAGAAGCACGAGUAACUGGAUUACUCGAGUACUCGUGAGUAGUUAUGCUACUCAUUGUUCUACUUG
Messenger RNA from Patiria miniata (bat star), 4098 nucleotides. RefSeq names its product lysosome-associated membrane glycoprotein 1-like. Gene Ontology annotation, cellular component: membrane. NCBI's taxonomy places the organism in Eukaryota, Metazoa, Echinodermata, Asteroidea, Valvatida, Asterinidae. The transcript has 11 exons. Bases 154 to 2247 code for a protein of 697 amino acids. The record is from RefSeq and is a predicted model, not a curated record.